AUGGCUGCAGGUUUAGCUUCAAAGUGUUCACGCGUGGGUCGCUCAUUGUUGGGGGGGCUUGGCAACAACUCGUCUGGCUUAUUGAGCACGUCACAUGAGAUGACAUGCAGCACUUUCUUGUCUCAGCAGCAAAGGACCUUCAUACAGAUGAGGACUAUUCUCAAAGUGGUGGACAACUCAGGGGCGAAAAAGGUGAUGUGCAUACAAGCUUUGAAGGCAAACAAGAAAGGGGCAAGAUUGGGAGACACAAUUGUUGCAUCAGUAAAGGAGGCACAUCCCAAUGGGAAAGUGAAGAAAGGACAGGUUGUGUAUGGCGUGGUUGUUCGUGCUGCCAUGCAACGAGGUCGUUGUGAUGGAAGUGAGGUCAAGUUUGAUGACAAUGCUGUGGUGCUUGUUGACAAGCAAGGGAGGCAGCCGAUUGGGACUAGAGUAUUUGGACCCGUCCCGCAUGAGUUGAGGAAGAAGAAGCAUGUCAAGAUUCUUAGUUUGGCGGAGCAGAUUGCCUGA
This is a messenger RNA of Prunus armeniaca (apricot), 507 nucleotides long. Lineage: Eukaryota; Viridiplantae; Streptophyta; Magnoliopsida; Rosales; Rosaceae. The record is from the annotation of a GenBank genome assembly.